UAAGGAGAUAAGCUUGCAGGGCCUCCUCCGCCUUUAGCUCGGCCUAUCAAUGCCCUCUCCUCUGCAUUGAUUACAACGUGCCCCGGCGGUACGUGAUGAGAGGGCAACGAGGACGGAUGCUGCUGGUGCACUCUGCACGGGUUACUAGUGCGCAGUGACAUGAAGCAUGCAAGGACUGGCGAUCGUCUCUUAUCCAAUCGAUGCAGCUUUACACGGCGGCAGCCAUAUGGAUAUGUUUUGUAGAUCGCUGCUUUGAUCCGUUGCUUCCUCACAAAGAAUCUGCCGAUGCCUCUUGGCUCAUCUUCCAAACAGUCAACAGCUGAGCCACGAUGCAUAACGUUAUGGGAAAAGAAGUGGUCAAAGUCGUAGGGGAAGAAAGCUUGACGUUCUGCAGUAACCAGCAUCCUUAAAAUUGCAGGCAAGACUGCAUCCACUGUUCACAUCUCAUGGUAUGAUCGAGUCAGCAAGAUGGACAAUUGGGUCCUCGUUCCAAUCUUCCACCGCAGAAAAGAAAAAGCUCGGCUGACAUAAGUCGAAUCGAAUUCUUCUUCGCUACGUAUUGUUACUGCAAACUCCUGUCGUAAAGCCACCAAAUGUUUCAGGCCUUUAUGUAUAAAUGGGCGGAGCUGAGCUGAGCAGAGCAGAGCACUCAGUCUUGCCUUUUGACCGUAGUCCAACUUCCCAUUCCUCUUUAUCUCCUCGAUGUCUCGUGUCUUGUUGUUGCAGAAUUUGGUUUCCUUCUUCCUCUGCCUGCUUCUCCAUUCUCUGACAGGAGAAGGUGUCGCAUUCACAUUCGUGAAUAGAUGCGGCGACACGAUCUGGCCGGGCGUUCUCUCCGGUUCAGGCAGCCCGAGGCUGGAGACCACCGGCUUCGAGCUCCCCGCCGGCUCCAGCCGUACGCUGCCGUCCCCUUCCGGCUGGUCCGGCCGCUUCUGGGCCCGCACCGGCUGCUCGUUCGACGCGGCCGGCCGCGGCUCCUGCGCCACCGCCGACUGCGGGUCCGGGCAGGUGGAGUGCAACGGCGCAGGUGCCGCCCCCCCGGCGACCCUCGCGGAGUUCACGCUCGACGGCAGCGAUGGGAGGGACUUCUACGACGUGAGUCUCGUGGACGGCUACAACCUGCCGAUGCUGGUGGAGGCCGCCGGCCGGGAGGGGUGCGCCGCCAGUGGGUGCGCGGCGGACCUCAACCGGCUGUGCCCGGCGGAGCUGAAGGUCGGGCACGGGGACUCGGCGGCGUGCCGGAGCGCGUGCGGGGCCUUCGGGCGGCCCGAGUUCUGCUGCAGCGGCGAGUACGGCAGCCCCGACAGGUGCCGGCCGUCCGCCUACUCGCAGAUGUUCAAGUCCGCGUGCCCGCGAUCCUACAGCUACGCCUUCGACGACGCCACCAGCACCUUCACCUGCGCCGGCUCUCAGGGUUACUCCAUCACCUUCUGCCCCGAGUCCUCCCCGAGCCAAAAAGCCACCAUGAAUCCUUCACCGACAACAACAGAACCAGUGCUGGAAGAUGGCCCUUGGCUGGCAAGCUUGGCCUCCGGAGAUGCGAACCCAGCAAGGAGAAGAGCUAAUUCCUUCCUCCUCCUACUACUACUAGUACUACUACCAUCAGCAGUCACUGCGACUCUCCUGUUUGCUUUCUCGUAAAUGUGGAAAGCUCACUCUCUUUGGGGUGUGUCAGAACAAAGGCACACACUACCUAUAAAAGGAGUUGGGUCGUCUUCAAUACAAAGCUGAAGUGGCGGAGCAUCAACGAUCGUAGGGAAACAUUGUUCUCUUCCAAGAUGUACAGUGCUGGUAAUAAAUAGCUCAAGCAUGGUGUAGUAUGGUCAUUUCUUGGUCAGUUUCCUUCUGAAAGAAACUAUACUAGAUUGGAUUGUAGAUCCGAUAUCCGCAGUCAAUUUCUUCGUUCAAAGCUUCAAAGAGCUGAAAUCAUCAUUUGUAAACCGACGAAUCACAAGCAUAAUUUGUACUUCAA
Molecule: messenger RNA, 1972 nt
Organism: Musa acuminata AAA Group (dessert banana)
Lineage: Eukaryota; Viridiplantae; Streptophyta; Magnoliopsida; Zingiberales; Musaceae
Product: thaumatin-like protein 1
Exons: 3
Coding region: 703-1641 (312 amino acids)
Biological process (GO): defense response
Cellular component (GO): extracellular region
Source: RefSeq, a predicted model, not a curated record